Messenger RNA from Camellia sinensis, 2143 nucleotides. The record is from RefSeq and is a predicted model, not a curated record. Lineage: Eukaryota; Viridiplantae; Streptophyta; Magnoliopsida; Ericales; Theaceae.
AAGAUCUCGAUCAAGGCAAGGCCCAGCCCAAUUUUCGGACGCGCACCGACGAACGACAGACCUAGAAUGUAGAAACCACAGACAGGAGAGGGAAAGAUACGAAGCUACGGUUCCUCCUCGCGCUUCAACGCCCCCAAACUGAAACCCAAAGCUUUCUGCACCAACAAAUCAUAAUCCUUAGUGGCCCAAAUUAUUGAUUCAUAUAACACUGUACAUCAUUUUUAUAGAGUUGGUUUCCUUUUUUUAAAAAAAUUUAAUCGGUUGACAUAAUGCAAAUACUACCCAGAUGGCGAAACGUUUUGAUUCUCAAGAAUUCGAUAAUUCAGUCAACAACAACAGCCGCUUCGUUUCAUUCCACUCCCAUUUCCUUCGACAAAUGGAAAACCAAGUUGAACCCUGGUGUAAGACGAGGUCAACAACCAUCUAAGAAUCAUAUUAGAUAUGAAAUUCGUCAAAAGCGUGCCGAUGCAAAGAGAGCUCUAAAAGAUCUUCUCUUCAGUAGUGGUUCCUCGAAAAUUACAUUUCAGGAUCACUUUCCAAAACUGGAUGGAACAACCAGCUGGAACACAGAGCAUGCUGAUCAUUCAGACAUUUCUGGCAAAAGAAGUCGAUCAAACACUUCUACGCGCCAUUCCAGUAAAGCUCAGCACAAGAGAAUGAAACGUAAGGCUAGACAAGAGAGUUUCUCUGAUGAUUUUGACGGACAUCAUGAGACAGUUUUUCAAGCAACAUUUGGAAACAGAUGGUAUACUUGGUCAUUCAAGUCAUGGGAGGAGUCCAAUUUUCACACAUCAACAAAUGGAUUUGAGUGGAGGGGCCAUCCAAACUGGAAUAACAGUAGAAAUAGAGAAUGGCAGAAUGCAAGUGAUAUCGAAUCUGAUGAUGAGUCAUGCAUCAUUGGUUCAUCUUCUGAAAGAGCAAUACUUGGUCUACCCUCAAGAGGUCCUUUGAAGAUAGAAGACGUAAAAAAUGCUUUUCGCUUAUCAGCUUUAAAGUGGCAUCCUGAUAAGCAUCAAGGGUCCUCACAGGCAAUGGCAGAAGAGAAAUUCAAACAUUGUGUCGAUGCAUACAGAUCACUAUGCAAUGCACUUUCCUCAGCUUAAACUAUCUAGAUCUAAUUUGUGUUCUCGUUCUCUCUUCGACAAAUUCUCUUGAAUCUCUCUAUGACUAUGAGUAUCUGAAUGAAGACAACAAGAUCCCAAUAACUGGUUUUCCCUUGCUCAUCCAUUACAACACUUUCUUGAAGUCUUCAUCUUCGGUCACUAAAACUGUUUGACAAUUGUUCUCCACACUUUGCCCGUUAGUUGUGUGUUCAAGCCUCCAGACUUGACCAAUGUUUCAUUCCAGCUACCGAGGCUGAACAGUUGAUUACCUUGCAGAUUCUUGAUAAUUUUCUGGGACAAUGGAUACAUCAAGAUUACACACAUCUUCAUUUUGGGGUUGUUCAUCUUGCUCUGUACCUUUCAUGGUAGAAAAGGUCUCCGGUGGUCUCUCGCAUUGCUCUCAUGGAUAUUAGAUUCCACAAAUACCAACAUGCCUGUUUUGCAGCAGUUCAAACAAAUCUUUAGUCAGGCACAAUUCUUUUGACUUUUUACCUAAAUUUCAACAUGCCUCUAACCCGCACCGUCUUUCUGCACCUUCAUAGUACAAGGAUAAAUUGGUGGCAUUUACAACAUAUGCCAAAACAAUGCCUUUGAUAUGUCUUUUCCAACUUCUACUGAAGAUGCUUUGAUGCUCACCGUAGAUUCUCCACAGCAGGGCACUUCUGUUCAUAUAUUCCCUGCCAACUCUCACAAGCAGAACUCAUUAAGUAAUUUUCAGACGCCUGGAUCACAACUUAUGAGCAAACUAGCUAGUCCAAUCAACAAAUCCUCACUAUACUAUUUUCCCAAAUGGUUCAGUGGAAAUCACCUUCCUCAAAGGUGGCCCCGAUAAACGCACCUAUAAUUUUCACUCCUGAAAUCAACAUUUGUGUUAGAGAAAUUGUCUAUUUGGGACAGGGUAUUCACCUUUUUGUCUCGUCUAUUUCUGGGAACACUGUUGGGCAUUAUAACCCUUUUGCUUACAAAUGUAACAACAAAUCGGACUUGUGUUUUCCUGUGAAUGGUUUCUUUUUGAAAUAUUGCCAUUAAUGUUUGCGAGA